UCUUUCUCUCUCAUGCUCAGAGGCUCUUUGAUCUUUGCUCAACAACAGUAACGUCAUUGCUUAGCAGAGAACUAAAGGGGAGUUUUGUUGAAAGGAGCGAAGUUUGGGAGCCUCCAGAGGACUGAAGUCGCAGUAGCAGUAGGGCAUCUGAGGAAGUUCUUGUUAGUGCUCGUUCUGAAAGCUUCGAAAGCCCAAAGCUUAUAUCUCGCCGGAGACAUGGAACAUCAGCUGCUGUGCUGCGAAGUGGAGACCAUCAAACGUGCAUACCAAGACGCAAAUCUGCUCAAUGACAGAGUUCUACAGACAAUGCUAAAAGCUGAAGAGAACUACUUACCUUCUGCAAAUUACUUUAAGUGUGUACAGAAAGAAAUUGUGCCUUACAUGAGGAAAAUUGUUGCAACUUGGAUGUUGGAGGUCUGUGAAGAGCAGAAAUGUGAAGAGGAAGUUUUUCCUUUGGCUAUGAACUAUUUGGACAGAUUUUUAUCUGUGGAGCCCACAAAGAAAACCAGAUUACAAUUAUUGGGAGCUACAUGCAUGUUUCUGGCUUCAAAAAUGAAAGAAACGAUUCCUCUCACUGCAGAAAAACUCUGUAUUUACACCGACAAUUCAAUCAGACCCGGCGAAUUAUUGCAAAUGGAACUUUUAGUGUUGAACAAGCUGAAAUGGGAUCUCGCUUCAGUGACCCCCCAUGAUUUCAUUGAACAUUUCCUUUCCAAACUGCCCAUCCACCAAGACACCAAGCAGAUCCUCCGCAAACACGCUCAGACUUUCGUGGCUCUUUGUGCAACAGAUGUAAAGUUUAUCGCUAACCCCCCUUCAAUGAUUGCAGCUGGUAGCGUUUCAGCAGCAGUGCAAGGCCUUCACCUAAAGAAUGUCGACCGUAUGCUGUCCUCUCAAAACCUCACUGAAUUUUUGUCACAAGUUAUCAAGAGUGACCCGGACUGUUUGAGAGCUUGCCAAGAACAGAUAGAGUCCCUUCUUGAGACAAGUCUGCGCCAGGCACAGCAACAUAACAUCUCUUCAGAAACAAAGACUCUCGAUGAAGAAGUGGACCUUUCCUGCACACCAACGGAUGUGAGAGACGUUAACAUUUGAGAGGACUAUCCAUGGAGUUUUGUCAUGGCAACCCAACAAAAGGCUUUUCGAGAAGGACGAGUUGGCCUAGCAUCCCAAAUACAUCGAGUACAGAAAAAAAAAAACAAAGAAAAAAUAUCUUCACGAUGAUUAUUAAAAAAAACAUAUAACUAAAGAAGGGAAAAUAAUAAAUACUUCUUUGGUUCUUUUUCGUCCCUUGCACCUGUGGCAUAAAAUUUAAAAAAAAAAAAGCAAAAAAAAAAAAAA
Messenger RNA from Polypterus senegalus (gray bichir), 1341 nucleotides. It is a transcript of the gene ccnd1, whose product is annotated as cyclin D1. Gene Ontology annotation, molecular function: cyclin-dependent protein serine/threonine kinase regulator activity. Gene Ontology annotation, cellular component: cyclin-dependent protein kinase holoenzyme complex; cytoplasm; nucleus. The transcript has 5 exons. Gene Ontology annotation, biological process: mitotic cell cycle phase transition; regulation of cyclin-dependent protein serine/threonine kinase activity; positive regulation of G1/S transition of mitotic cell cycle. Lineage: Eukaryota; Metazoa; Chordata; Cladistia; Polypteriformes; Polypteridae. The record is from RefSeq and is a predicted model, not a curated record. Bases 217 to 1095 code for a protein of 292 amino acids.